GGCCACGCCCCCAGGGCUGAGAGCGGGCGGCGAUUGGUCGAGGCCACUCUAAGGCCCCGCCCACCAUCGCGCAGGUUUGGGCGAGCGGCGAUCGCGGGCGCAGGGAUCGCGGCGGGCACAGCCGGAGCCGGAGCGGGAGCGCCAUGCUCGCCAACGCGGCCACCAUGCGGAUCCUCAUCAAGGGGGGAAAGGUGGUGAACGACGACUGCACGCUGGAGGCAGAUGUCUACAUCGAGAACGGCAUCAUCCAGCAAGUGGGUCGUGAGCUCAUGAUCCCCGGUGGGGCCAAGGUCAUUGAUGCAACUGGCAAGCUCGUCAUCCCAGGUGGCAUCGACACCAGCACCCACUUCCACCAGACCUUCAUGAACGCCACAUGCGUGGAUGACUUCUACCAUGGCACCAAGGCAGCCCUGGUGGGAGGGACAACGAUGAUCAUCGGCCAUGUCCUGCCGGACAAGGAGACCUCGCUGCUGGAUGCCUACGAGAAAUGCCGCAGCCUGGCCGACCCAAAGGUCUGCUGCGACUACAGUCUGCACAUGGGGAUCACUUGGUGGGCACCCAAGGUGAAGGCAGAGAUGGAGACACUGGUGCGGGAGAAGGGAGUGAACUCCUUCCAGAUGUUCAUGACCUACAAGGACCUGUACAUGCUGCGGGACAGCGAGCUCUACCAGGUCUUCAGGGCUUGCCGGGACUUCGGGGCCAUUGCCCGUGUCCAUGCCGAGAAUGGCGAGCUGGUGGCUGAGGGAGCAAAGGAGGCGCUGGACCUGGGCAUCACAGGGCCAGAGGGCAUUGAGAUCAGCCGGCCUGAAGAGCUGGAAGCCGAGGCCACACACCGUGUCAUCACCAUCGCCAACAGGACCCACUGCCCUGUCUACCUGGUGAACGUCUCAAGCAUGUCUGCAGGAGAUGUCAUUGCUGCCGCCAAGAUGCAAGGGAAGGUGGUGUAUGCGGAGACUACCACGGCACACGCCACGCUCACUGGGCUGCACUACUACCACCAGGACUGGUUCCACGCUGCCGCCUAUGUCACCGUGCCGCCACUGCGCCUGGAUACCAACACCUCCGCCUACCUCAUGAGCCUGCUCGCCAAUGACACGCUGAACAUCGUGGCCUCUGACCACCGGCCCUUCAGCGCCAAGCAGAAAGCAAUGGGCAAGGAGGACUUCACCAAGAUCCCCCAUGGCGUCAGCGGGGUGCAGGACCGCAUGAACAUCAUCUGGGAGCGUGGCGUGGUUGGAGGCAAGAUGGAUGAGAACCGCUUUGUGGCCGUCACCAGCUCCAACGCAGCCAAGAUCCACAACCUGUAUCCCCGCAAGGGCCGGAUCAUCCCUGGCGCCGAUGCUGACGUCGUGGUCUGGGACCCUGAGGCCACCAGGACCAUCUCAGCCAGCACCCAGGUGCAGGGAGGGGACAUCAACCUGUAUGAGAACAUGCGGUGCCACGGGGUGCCCCUGGUCACCAUCAGCCGUGGGCGUGUGGUCUACGAGAACGGCGUCUUCAUGUGCGCCGAGGGCACUGGCAAGUUCUACCCACUCCGCUCCUUCCCAGAUUCCGUCUACAAGAAGCUGGUGCAGCGGGAGAAGAGUUUAAAGCUGCGGGGUGUCGAUCGCACCCCAUACCUGGGGGACGUGGCCGUGGUUGUCCAUGCUGGGAAAAAAGAGACGGGGACGCCCCUGGCCGAUACCCCAACCCGGCCUGCCACGCGGCAUGGGGGCAUGAGGGACCUCCACGAGUCCAGCUUCAGCCUCUCCGGUUCUCAAAUCGAUGACCACGUUCCAAAGCGAGCUUCGGCCCGGAUUCUCGCUCCCCCCGGGGGCCGGUCGAGUGGCAUUUGGUAAAACCGGGGACCUGUCCCCCAACUGAGGACCAGGCACCAGCCCCACGCCGUCCCCUCUGGGAACCCUGCUCCGGUGGGGCUCCCCUCGCACCGGGGGGCUCUGCCCACGGAGCUGGGCCAGCAGCCGGCAGCCGUGUGUGGGGUCGGGGUCUAGGGGAGCUGCAGCCCUGGGCGGCGGGGGGGGAUGGGGGCAGCGGGUGGGCUGCCCCCAGCCCUUUUCUGUUUGCACGUUGGGUUUGGAUCCGUGAGUUUUUGAGUUGUUUGUGCAUCCCGUGGAAAUGCUCGGAGUGGUUUGUGUUCAGUAGUGUUAGGGGAGCAGCAGGGACCCCCCCAUCUCCGCCCACCCUUCCCACCCCGGGCUGCACCCUGCACCCUGCACACCCCUUCCCCUGGCUCCCACCUCUCCCCAUGGGACGCGUGAGCCCUUCCACACCCCGGCAGCGAGCAGUGGCACAGCACCCACACACCUGCCGGCACACGAGUGUGCAUCCCUCCAUGCGAGGUGCCGGCAGGAUCUUCACUGCAGUGUGUGUGCACUGUGCGUGGCCUCAAUGAGAUGUUCUUUGCACACACGUGUGCACGCAUGCGUGCUUCCCUCUGUGCAAGGUGCUGGCAGGAUCUUCACUGCCAUGUGUCUCACCAUGCACGGUCUCAGUGUGAUGUUCAGUGCACACACGUGUGCAUCACUCCAUGCAAAUUGCUCAUCGCUGCCGCACGUGUGCACCGUGUGUGGUCUCAGUGAGAUGUUCAUUGUGCACUAGUGUACAUCCCUCUGUGCAGGGUGCUGGCAGGUUCUCGACUGCGGCAUGUCAGUGCACACGUGUAUAUCACACCAUGCAUGGUCUCGGUGAGAUGUUAGUUUCACACGUGUGUGCAAGACACUGUGCAUGGUUUCAGUGCAAUGUUCAUCGCACACACGUGAACACGUGUAUGCAUCGCUCCAUGCAAACUGCUGGCAGGCUCUCCACUGCUCUGUUUGUGUGUACACGUGUGUCACACCAUACAUGGGCUCAGUAUACUGUUCCUUGCACACACAC
Messenger RNA from Cuculus canorus (common cuckoo), 2874 nucleotides. It is a transcript of the gene DPYSL5, whose product is annotated as dihydropyrimidinase like 5. Gene Ontology annotation, cellular component: cytoplasm; cytosol. Bases 144 to 1838 code for a protein of 564 amino acids. NCBI's taxonomy places the organism in Eukaryota, Metazoa, Chordata, Aves, Cuculiformes, Cuculidae. The record is from RefSeq and is a predicted model, not a curated record. The transcript is spliced from 13 exons. Gene Ontology annotation, molecular function: hydrolase activity, acting on carbon-nitrogen (but not peptide) bonds, in cyclic amides.